CAACUCGAUUCAGUGAAGAAUAAAACCCCACCAUCGCCGCAACUUUAACCCCUUUGUAGAUUAAAUAUAAAAAUUCAGUUAUAGAGUGAUAUAUUUUUCUACGAAAUUGUUACUUCACUCGUUGAAUUUUUUUUACGGCUGAAUCGAGGGGUUUGUGAUAUUUAGGGAUAAGAGGAAGAGUGAGUGAUGAAAUAGAGGACUGUCUGUGGAUAACGUGGAGUGCUUGGACGUGCAUGAAAUUGGAUCGAUAUCUUUGGGCUUUUUCAUGUGUUCUGUAUGGGAUUGGUAGAUCCUGACUUUACCGAUGGGUAAAACUGAUAUGUCAAAGACAAUUAACGCUUACAGGAUCAAGAAAAUCGAACACAUUGGUAGAAUGACGGCCAUGACGCAGGAGGAGAUUGUGGCCGGGGCUCGCACAGUGGCCCAGGGUCUUGAAGCACUUCGUGUAGAGCACACAGGGCUUCUCCAGGGCCUGCAGUCCCAGGAAGCUCCAGAAGCUAGGGACAAAGUUAGUUUACUGUGUAAAAACAUUGAGAUGAUCGAGCUGGGGCUUGGUGAAGCACACGUCAUGAUGGCGCUCGCUAAUCAGCUGCAGAUGGUUGAGGCUGAGAAGCAAAAGCUCAGGACACAGGUCAGGAGGCUCUGUCAGGAGAAUGCCUGGUUGAGGGAUGAACUCGCUGGAACACAGCAGAAGCUCCAAGCUAGUGAACAAGCUGUGGCCCAAUUGGAGGAGGACAAGCAACACCUAGACUUUAUGAAUGAAAUGCGUCAGUACGAUCCGGAUCCUCCAGCUGAUGAUGAGAAUGCUAAAGAUAGGCCGAAAGAUGAUCCUGUUGUUGACCUCUUCCCCGAUGACGAGGCCGACGAUCGAAAUAGUAAGUCAAUGUCUCCAACGCCACCCUCUCAAUUCGCACAGCAGGUCAACGCAGGUUACGAGAUUCCCGCUCGUUUGAGAACUCUUCACAAUCUCGUUAUUCAGUAUGCAAGUCAAGGACGUUAUGAGGUAGCUGUUCCUCUUUGCAAACAAGCACUCGAAGAUCUCGAGAAGACGUCGGGUCAUGAUCAUCCGGAUGUUGCCACCAUGCUCAACAUUUUAGCACUCGUUUAUCGUGACCAAAAUAAAUACAAAGAAGCUGCCAAUCUGUUGAACGAUGCUCUCGCUAUUCGUGAAAAAACACUUGGGGAGAAUCACCCAGCGGUUGCGGCAACGUUGAACAAUCUCGCUGUGCUUUAUGGGAAACGAGGAAAGUAUAAGGAAGCUGAGCCUCUUUGUAAAAGAGCUCUUGAAAUCCGAGAGAAGGUGCUCGGCAAGGAUCAUCCUGAUGUUGCUAAGCAAUUGAAUAAUUUGGCAUUGUUGUGCCAGAAUCAGGGAAAAUAUGAAGAGGUGCAGAAAUAUUAUCAGAGGGCUUUGGAAAUUUAUGAAGCUAAGCUCGGACCCGACGAUCCAAAUGUCGCCAAGACCAAAAAUAAUCUCGCCUCGUGUUAUCUCAAACAGGGAAAAUAUAAGGAUGCUGAAGUUCUUUAUAAACAGGUUCUCACAAGGGCACAUGAAAGAGAGUUCGGGGCUAUCGACGGAGACAACAAACCCAUCUGGCAGGUUGCUGAAGAACGGGAAGCAAACAAGCACAGAAACAAAGAGAAUGCUCCUUAUGGGGAAUACGGGGGAUGGCACAAAGCUGCUAAAGUCGAUUCUCCAACCGUUACCACCACCCUGAAGAAUCUCGGGGCCCUUUACAGAAGACAGGGCAAGUACGAGGCUGCUGAAACACUUGAAGACUGUGCGUUGAGAUCACGAACAGAGCACUUCCAGGCACUGGAUCUUGUAAAACAGGCAAAAGUCGCACAAAUCCUUGGUGAUGAGAAAGGCACAACCAGGCGUGGUUCACGAUCAAGUCUGGCAAAUAGUGAGCACGAGCAGCAUGACGAGGGAUCCAUUCCGUUGGUACAGAGGACACUACAUGAUGGACAAUCCAGCCACAAUGAAGCUAGUCCCAACAAACCCGGUUUGAAAAAUAAAUUCUUCCACGUACUCGGUAUUCACUCGUCAACGUAGGAUCGUUAGGUUUUAUUCAAGUUAUUUUUUAAUCUCGUUAUUAUUAAUCAUAACUUUAUGAAAGUAUUUUAUACAAUUUUCUAUGCUUUGGACUGACAAAAAUAGGCAAUUUUCUCGACGAAGCUGGUGAUUUGGUCAAAUUUUUCAUUAAUAAGUUGGAGGGACAAUGGUGCUAUCCAAAUUGAUCUGACUUUUGCAGACUCUAAUUGCCUUGCGAAUGAAUAUUCUCCAAGCAGGUGCUUAUUAGCCAAGCAUUUAAGAGAGAAUCAUUCAGAUGGGCGUUGUUAAUGUUAGAAAGGAGAAGAAUGUGAAUAUUAGAUUCUAAUUUUUUUUUUUUUUUUUCGAGUAGUGUUGGGAAGAAAUCCGCAUAUUUGGCUAAGCACUACGAUUCACGAAUUCUUCCUUCGAAUUUGAUAAACAGCCUAAAAAAAUUGUUACCGGAAAAAUUGCAAUUUACGCAGGCAGAUGUACAUGUUUCUUUGCUCUGCGAUCGCUCUAAAAGUUGUUCGAAUAAUCUGAUAUUGGUUCCACUUCAUUAUUCAGGGGAAAUUUUAUUUAUCAUUGUGAUUGCAUUUUAGCAUUAAAGAUCACUUCCAUUAUAUCCACGGGGUUCACCAUGUUAUUUUAGAAUUAUUAGCUCCCUAAAUUGAAGUGGAAUACAAUUGCUGAAAUUUCCUUUUUUUUUUAUCGUCAAAGUGACUUCCAAAAAUAAUACACUUGAGAUUACGUAGUGCCUUGAUACUUUAAUGGAAAAAUAUUAUACAUGAAAAAUAAAUUAUUUUACAAUAAAAGAAAAGAAAGCAUAAAUGACUCAUGAAAUUAACACAAUGGUAAUAAUGGUACACAACUCGCUCUAUCUGAGAAAAUCCACAAACAUUUUUUAAAAAUCAUAAUUUCACACUUUCUGUAUUUGUGCGUUGUCGUAUUUUUUUUUCUUUCUUUUUGUUCGCUUUGAUUAUGAGUAUACCGCGGCCCGGGGGCUUUAGGGUGAUAAGGAGGAAUCCCAGAGAAGGAACAGCAAGUCCACUCAAUGACUGGGGGUCACCCAAUUCAUGGAAAUCGCAAUAAAAGUUCGAACUUAUCAGGCUCUAAAGAUUCCAUUUCGUGCGCAGUAAAUUGCAGUGAGCGUCAGUCGAAGGAAUAAAAUGGCUAUGAGAAAAAUAUUUCAUUAAUGUUUAGUGAGAUUGCCAGCAGGAGAAUUGGAAAAGUUUUGUGGGCGCCUGGAUUUUUUUAUAUUCAAAGACAGAGAAAAAAAAAUAGCUUCGAUGCCUGGAACUGUUAAUUUACGGUAAAUAAACAUUCCAGCCUCCGCUUUCAACGAAAAUUAUUCAGAAAAUGUUAAUGCAUUGGAUCCAUCCGCAUCGAGAUAUUCCCGGCUUUGUGAAACAUCCUGAGACUAGGAAUAGGCCAGUUGAUCAACUCUGACUGAUUGAAUUCAUUGAAUCAAAAACAAUUUAUCGCACGUAACUAUUCAAUUCAUCUAAUCAUGUCAAACCCACGAUUGUGAAUUGAACUAGCGGAUGAAGUUCAUCGAUUCGGCCGAAAUAAUAAUCAGUUCAUAUCAUCCGAACUAUUUUAUUACUAGAAUUAUUGAUAAUUUUCAAUACUAUUUAAUUAAUUAUUAAUAAUUUAUUUACCGUGAAAAGUAACAAUGGAGGAAGACGAAUAGCAGAAAGGAAGAGAAAACGUCUCGAAAUGAGGUAUUAAAUCGUGAAAAUCUGAAAUUCACAUUAUGAAUUUUUGACCUCACACGUGAUUUAUAACUGAUUAAUUCUUAUUUUAUCAAUUAAUUAUUUGGCAAUUGUUUCUUAAAAUAAAUGUAUCCUUUUUGGAUUAACGUGUUGGUUUCCGAUAAUCUCAGAAGCUACACGUUGAACUGCGUACAUAAGUGCAAAUACAAACAAGAAAAAAUUUUCUGUCUUUUCGACAUAAAGACAUGAAAGUUUUGGCAUGAAUUUGAAUUUUUUUAUAUUAUCUUCAAUACUUUGAAUCGUAGUCUCAGUCGACAGUGCAAUGUAAAGAUGAGAAUCACAAAGGAAAUAUAUUUUAUGGAAAGGUGAUAAUGGCCGGUGGCUUAUAUAAACCCUUUCAGUUUGUAUUUAUAUUGACAUUUUUAUGUCUUUUUUAACGUGUGGAACGAACGAAAAAAAAAAUUGUCACAUUUCCACAAAAAAAAAAUUAAAACCCCUUUUUUUAGUUUCACUUGAUUACACUUUUGUCACUGAAAACUCAAAGGUCGACGUAUUGACAUUUGGACAUUCAUAUAAACAUGUAUUGCAAGCGCCCCUGAGCGCUUGAAGGCCUAUCGUACAGCAUUCAUCAUUUUUCCGGAAUAAAUCAACCUAAAGCAAUGAAUUUCAUUAACAAUCCACGGAUUAUGUAUCGCAGGAGAAUAAAAUGCUUUACCGUCCUAUUAGUUCAACACACGCAAGUAAUGUCAGCAGUUUUUCCUAUUUUUCAAUCAAGUAUAGUAUGUUAUAAAGGAUUUACCAACUCUUAAUGAAUAACAUAUGCAAAAUUCAUUGCUGAAUACAUUUUCGUGCAUCACGAAUAUGCAACUAUUAAUCGA
Molecule: messenger RNA, 4622 nt
Organism: Fopius arisanus
Lineage: Eukaryota; Metazoa; Arthropoda; Insecta; Hymenoptera; Braconidae
Gene: Klc
Product: kinesin light chain
Exons: 9
Coding region: 305-2053 (582 amino acids)
Biological process (GO): microtubule-based movement
Cellular component (GO): cytoplasm; kinesin complex
Molecular function (GO): kinesin binding
Source: RefSeq, a predicted model, not a curated record